CUUGUCGUCACCGCUGUUCUCGUCUCCUCCUCGGCGCACACUAUAUGUGCCGUUGGAACUCCUUACAGCAAAUCUCUAAGAACUGCCAAGAGCUUGCUGCUUUCAAUGGCGGAUCCAGUAACCGUUGCUGCUGCAGUAGGGUGGGGCCUGCAAGCCGUAGGAUGGAUCGCCUCGCCCAUCAUGUCUGAGAUUUUCAAGAAAGGAUCCUCCUUCCUCGGCUUUGACGCAUCGAAGAAGCUGAAGGAACUUGAGCCGAAGGUUUUAUUGCUGCAGCGGGUGAUGGAAGCCGUCGAGGAGAGCCCUGACAGGCCUCGUUUGGAGCAGUUGUUUAAGGAUCUUAAGUCGGCUUUCUAUGAGGCGGAAGACAUCUUGGAUGAUGUUGAGUAUCACCGUCUUAAAAAGCAGAUCCAAGAUGGAAAGCUGAAGUCAGACGGUGAUGUGCCCAUACGCAUGAGGGAUUUGAUGAAGAAAAAGCCCAGCUCUGGCAUUCCAAGUUCCUCCUCAAAUGAUCAGGAGAGUGGCAUGUCAAAAAGUCAGUUGAAAAAUAGCUUUGACAAGAUAGAAAAGGUUAUAAAUGAUGCAUGCGAAAUUUUGGAACGGCUGAACUUGCCUCCCGUAACUGAUUAUAAUUGGAGACAAUUGGUUCCUCCCAAUUCCCGUAGUGCAGUCACUACUGCAGCUCCUCCGCUGAAAGUAAUUGGUCGAGAUGAGGAUCGUGACAAGAUCAUAGCAAUGCUUCAUGACAAGGAAUGCGAUGGUCACGAAAGCACCAACAUUGGUUUAUGUUAUUCUGUAAUUGGCAUUCAUGGCAUCGCUGGGUCUGGGAAAUCAACUCUUGCACAGUAUAUUUGUGACCGUGAGAAGAAAGACAAGGAAGAGGAGAAGGAUGGCCAUUUUGACCUGAUAAUAUGGAUUCAUGUUUCUCAGAAGUUUGAUUUGCAAGCCAUUUUCACAGAGGUGCUUGAGGGGGCUACAGGGAAGCCAUCCUCUGAAUUCAAGAACCGUAACACUCUAAGAGAGAAUCUUGUGAAGGAACUGCGUGGAAAACGGAUUUUAUUGGUACUAGAUGAUGUCUGGUAUAAUAUUCGGGAUGCAGGGCACCAGGGCGAACUAGAACAGGUACUUUCUCCGCUGGAGGUUGCGAAGACUGGAACCAAGAUAUUGGUGACUAGUCGAAACAAAGAUGCAUUGGUAGCUCUGGGUGCUGUGGGGGAGAGAUGUAUUCCAAUAUCUGAUCUGACUGAUGACGUCUUUCUUCAAAUGUUCAUGCAUUAUGCACUUCGAGGUGCAGUGGUACCUGGGCAUGAUGGAAUAAAACUCCAAAUGCUUGGGGAUGAGAUUGCAAAAAAGCUGAACAGAUCGCCUCUGGCAGCCAGAACAGUGGGUGCACAGCUAUGCCUAAGACUGAAUGUAGAGUUCUGGAGAAGAACUAGAGAUCGAGAUCUUUUAAACGAGACAAUGGGAGCUUUGUGGUGGAGCUACCAGCAUCUUGAUGAGCAGGUCAGACGAUGCUUUGCUUACUGUAGUAUUUACCCCAGAAGACAUCGUUUGAAACGUAAUCAGUUAGUUCAGUUGUGGAUGGCUGAAGGGUUUAUAAAGACAACCAAUGCUGAAGAGGAACCGGAUGGUGUUGGUCAGGAUUACUUUGAUGAAUUACUGUCAGCCUCAUUUCUGCAGCUAGCGGAGAGAAAAAUGGAACAUGGAUGUGAGGUUGAUUACUUCACUGUUCAUGACCUGCUGCGUGAUUUAGCAGAGGAGGCCGCCAUUGGAGAUUGCUUCAAAAUCGAUGAAGGUUUCAGAGGAGAAGUUCCUCCAGAUGUUCGUCAUAUAUUUGUCGGGAGUUGUGAUAGAAAGAUGCUUACUGAGAAAAUAUUUCAAUUGCAGAAUUUGCGCACACUUAUCAUGGAUCAUCCCUUGCAGAUUGAAUUAACUGAUGUAAAAUUCUUGGAGAGCAUGUUCACGAGGUUACAGAACUUGCGUGUGCUGGUUUUACGUUUCAAUGGACUACUUGGUGGUCGUACCUUCUCACUCCCGGCAUCUAUUGGACUGUUAAAGCAUCUACGGUAUUUCUAUUUUCGUUUGGGUGCAGAAAUGAAGCUUAUUUUACCAGACAGUAUUACCAAGCUUUACCACAUUCAGCUGCUAGAUGUUGCACAAGCCAGCCGUAUGGAUUUUUCCGGAGCUAAACAUAUGAGUCACCUCAUCAACUUGCGGCGUGUAAGCCCCGGUUUAGAUUUUCCAAAUAUUGGUAGCCUUAAAUGGCUCCAAAUAUUACAAGGCUUCUUUGUCAAGAAUAAACUGGGAUACGAGAUACAACAAUUGAAGCAACUAAACAAGCUUGAAGGCAGGCUGGCUAUCAUGGGUCUUCAGAACGUCAGAGGCAAGGAAGAGGCUAUUGAAGCCAGUGUUGCACAAAAGGAACGGGUGACACAACUUGAAUUUAUCUGGGACGAUAGGAGCUGCAGUCCAAAGGUUGAAGCGGAGGUGCUUGAGGGUCUUUGUCCACCAAAGUAUCUUGAGAAACUCGAAAUUAUCAAUUACCAAGGUUCGACGUACCCAAAUUGGAUGGUGGGUAAGGAGAACGGUGGUCCAGAGCAUUUGCGUAAUCUAUGGCUCUACAACUGUAGCUGCCUGGAACCUGCUCCUGAACUUUUUGAGGUCUUUGUUCAUCUUCGUUGGUUUAGGCUUUGGUACAGCAGUUGGGACGCCUUGCCAGAUAACAUGGAGCAGCUGACGUUGCUCCAGGUACUAGACAUCAAUUGUUGCCCGAACAUUCGUUUGCUUCCAGCAUUACCCCAGUCCCUUGAGAAGUUUUGUCUGCGAGCCUGCAACGAGGAGUUCACAAGGUCCUGCGAAACAACUGGUGAUCCAAACUGGCAAAAGAUUCAACACAUUCCAAUGAAAAUCAUUAGGCGUGAUUAAGAGUCUUCCAGUUGCAGCAAUAAGUUGGAAGGUACAUACACGCAAUUCUUUUAAGAGGUCAAUUAAGAGCCGUUACAAUUCAUCCUUACGUUCUUUCGUCAAUUUUUGUAGUACACGUCAGAUAAAUGCUGAAGAGUGAGGACGGGAACCGAAGAAGCUGUCUCACAGUCAAAUCCGUCAGCCUUCCUGUCAAUC
Messenger RNA from Lolium rigidum, 3117 nucleotides. RefSeq names its product putative disease resistance protein RGA3. The record is from RefSeq and is a predicted model, not a curated record. Gene Ontology annotation, molecular function: ADP binding. The coding region runs from base 106 to 2922 and encodes 938 amino acids. Gene Ontology annotation, biological process: defense response to other organism. The transcript has 3 exons. NCBI's taxonomy places the organism in Eukaryota, Viridiplantae, Streptophyta, Magnoliopsida, Poales, Poaceae.